Phragmites australis (common reed) is the source of this 2139-nucleotide messenger RNA. RefSeq lists its product as uncharacterized. The transcript has 7 exons. The record is from RefSeq and is a predicted model, not a curated record. Bases 93 to 1928 code for a protein of 611 amino acids. NCBI's taxonomy places the organism in Eukaryota, Viridiplantae, Streptophyta, Magnoliopsida, Poales, Poaceae.
AUUGCCACCCGAUCGCUAGCUCGCUCGUCCGCCUCCGCCUCUCACUUUUGUCUCGCGUGCCCAAACCCCAACCAAACCCUCGCGCCGCGGCGAUGGAUCUACGCCGGCCGUCGCGCUCCUCGUCGAGCGGCGUGGAGCCCAAGAUCCGCCAGGUCGGCUUCUUCACCCCGGACGCCUCGGCCCCCUCCGAGCCCCCUGCCGCCGCCGCCGGCCCCUACGCCGCUGCUUCUGCUGCGGCUCCGCCGCCGGCGGGCGCGACCGCGGUGUCGCCGCCGGCGUCCGACCUCUCCCCGGGCCGGCUCUCCCCCGUCAUGAUCCCUCCCCCGCGCCACGCCGAUCACCUCGCCCCGGGCUCACCCUCCCCUGCGGCGGCCGACUUCGUCCUCGCCACCUCGGCGCCGGUGACUUCGUCCACCCGCUUCGACGCCGCGUCUGGGAUUGGUGACGACGACGCGUGGUCCCGCGCGCCUUCUGCCGCGGAGCUAGGAGAAAACAAGCAUAGUUUGGCUGAAAUACAGAAUGAAGGCACUCCAGCUUCCAUUCCACAAAAGCAGAAGACUUCGAAAGCAGAGAGGCGUGCAAUUCAGGAGGCUCAACGUGCUGCUAAAGCUGCUGCGAAGGAGGCAGGUUCUGUGGCUGGUCCUGCAAUGUCCAAGCAAGCAAAGUCAGCAAAAACUGCUCAGAAGAAAGACUUGCCCCAGGCUGCAAGUACAGUUGCUUCCGAGAAGAAGGUUACUGAACGUCUUCCAGAAAGAGAAAGAAAGAAGGAUGUUCCUCACCCCCGGAUGCAAUUUGACGAUGUACAUAAGGUGGAGAAAGCAAAAAAGCGUGCGGUUGUCAACCAAUCAGAAGCUCGAAACAGAGUUGAACUGUUUAGGCAUUUGCCUCAGUACGUGCAUGGCACUCAGCUUCCUGAUCUCGAGUCAAAAUUCUUUCAACUUGAACCAAUGCAUCCUUCUGUGUACAAGGUUGGGCUCCAAUAUCUGUCCGGUGAAGUAUCUGGUGGCAAUGGUCGUUGCAUUGCAAUGCUUCUUGCAUUCAGAGAGGCGAUAAAAGAUUACACUACACCUCCAAACAAAACUCUCAGCAGAGAUCUUACUGCAAAAAUAAGUAGUUAUGUGUCAUUUCUUAUCGAGUGCAGGCCUCUUUCAAUUAGCAUGGGCAAUACUAUUAGGUUUUUGAAGAACAGGAUUGCCAAGCUACCACAUACAUUGUUGGAGUCUGAAGCCAAAGCCAGUCUUCAGUCUGAUAUCGAUCGUUUUAUAAAUGAGAAGAUAGUUCUUGCAGAUAAGGCUAUUGUCAGUCAUGCCAUCUCAAAAGUCAGAGACAAUGAUGUCUUGUUGACAUAUGGAUCAUCAUCAGUUGUUGAAAUGAUUUUGGAUUAUGCUCAUGAACUUGGGAGGAAGUUCCGUGUUAUAAUUGUAGAUUCUCGUCCAAAGCUUGAGGGACAGGGAUUACUGCACAGAUUAGUGGCGAAGGGCAUCAACUGUACAUAUACACAUAUAAAUGCCAUCUCAUACAUCAUGCAUGAAGUUACAAGAGUCUUCUUGGGUGCCUCCUCAAUAUUAUCAAAUGGAACAGUUUAUUCUCGAGUUGGGACAGCAUCUGUGGCUAUGGUUGCACAUGCUUUUGGAAUCCCUGUUCUCGUAUGUUGCGAGGCAUACAAAUUUCAUGAGAGGGUGCAGCUUGAUUCUAUAUGCGCUAAUGAGCUCGGUGAUCCAGAUGUCAUUUUGAAAGUUCCUGGGAAGGCAGAUUUGGGCCAUCUAAAGAACUGGGCAGACAAUGCAAAUCUCCAACUGCUAAAUCUUGCGUACGAUGCCACCCCUUCUGAUUAUGUGUCGAUGGUCAUAACGGAUUAUGGAAUGCUUCCGCCCACCAGUGUACCAGUCAUUGUGAGAGAGUACCGCAAGGAGAAGCUGUGGAUAUAGGCACACUGCCGUAUGAUAGCAUUUUUGGUGACUAUUGCUGCCUAACUGCGACGUGUUGAUGUUUUGCACUAUCAGCCUCAGAGGUUGUUUAAUUGGUCUUAAUUGUUUUGUUUACUAGAAAUGGUUCAGCCAGUUUUGCGAUCACUUGUAUGACUUGUUAACUCCAUGAAGAACUUUUUAAAGAUUCAACUUAAAUCGAACUGAAUUCUAA